GCUGCUGUGGCAUGUCCUGCACAACCACAGGCACCAGAGCAUGCACAGCGGUGGUGUCCAUUCACGCACCCACCGUACGCUCACAGCGGUGCCCGUUUACUCAUCAGCAGCGGAAAACUCGAGCGUUGGAUGAGGGAAAUUCGUCCUCCAGAUGUUGCCGCCACGGCCGCUGCUCCAAGUGCCCGUGACUUUGUGGUGGAAGACUUGAAGGACAAGCUACGGGCAGCCGCAGUUCGUGAACGCGAACUGCACCAGCACCUUCUCCACCACAUGGAAGAGAAGGAUUUGCUGGUAAACCAUGUUGCAGAGCUGCAACGGGUGUGCGAGGCGCUACUGCUGUCUCAAAUGCAGGGAACCGGCGGUCCCGCAGCCGCAGCUGCAACUACCGCGGCGGCUGCUGCCUUGUCCCACACCGCCGCCCUCAACGCAAACGAAAAAAGAAACAACGGCGCCAAAGUUAUCGCGUCGGACGCCGCCGGAGACAUCGCCGCUGAACCCACGAAGCAGCCGGAUCGUCAGGUAUGGCCGGGCGCCGACAUGAGUCGGCACGCCGCCCAACAACAAUGCUUGACCUCGAGUUCGCUCAAGGCCAUCACGGGGACGGUCGCUUCAGCACCGGCCGCCGCCGUUGCCGCCUACCCCGGACGGCUACUGGAGCAGGACGCCGCCUCAGCAACAGCGACAGCAGGAAAUAACCCCCCUCCAUCAGGCACGCUGAAAGCAAUCGUUGACGUCCGCGGGGCGGGCAGAAGUAAUGCAUCGAGUGUUGUUGAAAUUCACGACGGCGGCCGCAAGGAGGAGGAAAGGUCGAGUAGUGCCCCGGUCCCACUAAAUUCGGCGGUAGCUAGACAUAUGAGGCCAGCGGGAUCUGGCCCGGCGAUCGACAUCCCCCAGCUUCUUCUGGAAAGGGGUGGACGCAUAAGGAUAACGGCACUGUGGGAGGCGUACCAGGCGCGCUUCGGGGAAACCCGGUACACCCUGAAAGAUUUGUUCGCAAUGGUGAAAGCUGGAGAGAUUCCGUUCGUUGUGCACGAGCCCCCUGCUGGUAUCCGUCUCCUCCCGUCAGCCCCAGUGUACCAGCAGCGGCAGCUACGGCAGGAGCAGCUACGGCAGCAGCUUCUGCAACAGCAGCAGCUACAGCAGCAGCAGCUUCAGCGACAGCAGCUACAGCAACAGCAGCUUCGACAAUUUCAGCAACAUCAAAGACAGGCAGCAGCACAAGCGGCGUUUAUUCAGGCAUAUCGCACGCAGGAGGCAGCUUCAGCCUCGCCAGCGAUGAGUGCCACUGGCAACACGGGUGCUGAUAUUGGCACCACUGGUGUUGCACCACCGCACCAGCAACGGCAGCAACCCCAGCAGAGCCAAGCGUUUGUUCAGCCACCGGCGAUAGGGUAUCCGUCGCUUGAAACGGACCAGCACAUGUCUCUCGAUGACACUACCACAGGUUGUGUUCCUGGGACAACCGCUAGCGAUGACAAUAAAGAUGAUGCGGCCGAGACUGCGGGGGACAGCGAUGGCUGGGCAGAAGAGAAGCAAGAAGACGACAGCGAACAUCAGCUAAGAUUCGGCAUCUCGGCGGCACCGUCACAGGCGGCAGGCCGCGCUUCGGAUGCUGGUGUUGGCGGCGUCACCAGUAGGCCCCACGCCGUGGCGCCGCAGAAGCGUGGGGUCGAUUGGAAGGAACUGAAGGGUAAUGUGAACUUGUUGCUGAAGGAGGAGGGCGAACUGACGGGUCGGGACCUGAACCACGCCUUUCAGCAACGGUUUGGCAAGGCGCGACAGUAG
Messenger RNA from Ectocarpus sp. CCAP 1310/34, 1785 nucleotides. Lineage: Eukaryota; Phaeophyceae; Ectocarpales; Ectocarpaceae. The record is from the annotation of a GenBank genome assembly.